AUUUGGUGCCAAAUGAAUGACCCACCCACACCUGGCUUUUGUGUCCUUGUCCCAGAGAGGGCGAGAGAGGAAGUGAACAGGAAUAGUGCUGCUGACCAAGGAAGAGGCUGAGGAGAGAAUAGGGAUGUGCCUCCUCCCCAGACAUUGAUUUAUCACAUUUUCAUGCCAGUCUACACCCUGUCCCUGCAGCUGGCUCGUGCAGAUAGUAUACAGACCCAAACACAGGAUGGUGCAAGAUACACAACCCAACAAUACAGUUUGGUAGAGCUUUGUCUGCAUGCCAUAUUGUUGAUUGGUUGUUGUUUUGUAGGUUCACCGUUGAUUAGAUGUUAUCUGAUACCUGCUUGCCUAGCAUGACAGCCAGUUUUGGUAACCUGACUCUUCUACCGAGCAGCGUCUGUUAGUCCAAGCAGAUCCACCAAAGGGACCACCAGUGCAUGACAAGGAACACAACCAGUCUCCAAAAGAAGUAUCUGGGUGUGUCCCUCACCCUUCCUGCCCUGCCCACCUCAACUGACUCCACCCCCUGACCCUUGAACCCUGACCUGCAAGAUGAAACUGAAAGAGGACAUGAACCCGCUGCUGCUGCAAGUCUUCCGCUCAGUGGUCUGGGUCUGCUCUUUCAUUACCUUCCUGCCAUGGUACUUCCUCUCGGGUGCCGGCACCAACCUAGACCGGGCACGGCGGGUCAAGGCGCGGUCGGUGAGUGGGCGUCCAGCGGGCCCUUACCGGGCGACCAACCAAGCGGGCGGUAUCCAUCAGAAGCUGGUGUGGUCCUUGCACCUGGGGGUGGACACCCUGGACAAGGUGAUGGUGCACGGGGCGACCAGGUUCCCAGAGAGGGACUGCCUGGGCACCAGAGAGGUGUUGAACGAGGAGGACGAGCUCCAACCCAACGGGAAGGUCUUCAAGAAGGUUAUCCUAGGGGAGUAUCAGUGGAUGUCAUACGAGGAGACCUACCAGGCAGCAGUGUGUUUUGGAAGUGGUCUGGCUGCGCUGGGCCAGAGGCCUCAGUGUAACAUCGCCAUUUUCUGUGAGACCAGGGCUGAGUGGAUGAUAGCAGCACAGGCCUGCUUCAUAUACAACUUUCCAUUGGUGACGUUGUACUCUACUCUGGGCGGAGCGGCCAUCGCCCACGGUCUCAAUGAAACAGAGAUCACCCACAUCAUCACCAGCAAAGACCUGCUACACAGCCGUCUCAAGGCGAUCCUGUUAGAGGUGCCUCGGCUGCAGCACAUUAUCGUGGUGGACAGUAAGCCAACCAGCUGGCCUGGCUUCCCCCGCGGCAUCAUGGUCCACAACUUGGUUGCCGUGCAGGAGCUGGGCUCUCGACCCGACAACAUGGCGGUGGCACGCCGGCAGCCCCUGCCCUCUGACAUCGCUGUCAUCAUGUACACCAGCGGCUCCACCGGCAUCCCCAAGGGUGUGAUGAUCUCCCAUAGCAACAUCAUCGCGGGCAUCACGGGCAUGGCAGAGCGCAUCCCAGACCUGGAUGAGACAGACACCUACAUUGGGUACCUACCGCUGGCUCAUGUUCUGGAGCUCAGUGCAGAGAUGGUGUGUAUCUCUCACGGCUGCCGCAUCGGAUACUCCUCCCCACAGACGCUAGCAGACCAGUCGACAAAGAUUAAGAAGGGCAGUAAAGGAGACACCAGUGUUCUGAAGCCUACACUCAUGGCUGCUGUACCUGAAAUCAUGGAUCGCAUCUAUAAGAAUGUGAUGACCAAGGUGGAGGAGAUGAGCAGUGUGCAGAGAACCCUGUUUGUGUUGGCCUACAACUAUAAGAUGGAACAGAUGACCAAGGGCUACAGGACCCCGCUCUGUGACAGUCUGGUGUUUAGGAAGGUGCGCUCAUUGUUAGGAGGUCACAUGCGGGUGCUGUUGUCGGGCGGCGCGCCCCUUUCUGCCGCCACACAGCGCUUCAUGAACAUCUGCCUCUGCUGUCCCGUGGGCCAGGGCUACGGCCUCACUGAGACCUGCGGAGCUGGCACCAUCAGUGAGAUGUGGGACUACAGCACAGGCCGGGUCGGAGCUCCUCUGGUCUGCUCUGAGAUCACCCUCAAGGACUGGGAAGAGGGCGGUUACUACAGCACAGACAAGCCCAACCCAAGAGGUGAGAUUGUGAUCGGCGGGCCCAAUGUGACCAUGGGUUACUACAAGAACGAGGUGAAGAACCGCGAGGACUUCUUCGUGGACAGCAACGGCCAGCGCUGGUUCUGUACGGGAGACAUCGGGGAGCUUCACCCUGACGGCUGCCUCAAGAUCAUCGACCGAAAGAAGGACCUGGUGAAGCUCCAGGCUGGGGAGUAUGUGUCUCUGGGGAAGGUGGAGGCCAUGCUGAAGAACUGCCCUUUCGUAGACAACAUCUGUGCUUACGCAAACAGUGACCAGUCAUAUGUGAUUGGCUUUGUGGUGCCCAAUCAAAAGCAGCUGACCGUGCUGGCGGAGCAGAGAGGGUUACGGGGCAGCUGGGAGGAGAUCUGUAACAACACUGACAUGGAAAGAGACGUCCUCCGCAUCAUCACCGAGGCCGCCCUGUCAGCCAAACUUGAGCGCUUUGAGAUCCCUAAGAAGAUCCGUCUUAGUGCAGAGCCCUGGACCCCAGAGACUGGCCUGGUUACGGACGCAUUCAAACUCAAACGUAAGGAGCUCAAAUCACAUUACCAGGAUGAUAUCGAAAGGAUGUACGGUGGCAAGUAACACACACACACACUUUCUAAGACACACACACAGGUAAAGACAUAUGCAAGGAAUCUAAAAAACACUACCACGAUGACAUGGAGACUGGAGAGGAUGUACAGCGGCAAGUUAAACACACACACACAGAGGGAAAGAGGAGGAACGACCCAUUGUACUUCCUCAACCUCUUGACUUCCCUUCCGACUAGUUACAAUCAAACGGAAAAUAAUUGUCAGUCAAUCCAGACCCCCAACAAAGACGGAGAGGCCAAGCCAGUUGGAGUGACAUCCGUUGCUUCUCUUCUUCAAAGGUUUUUCUGGGUCUGUGUGUUGUUAUGAUGACGAUGGCAUCGUUGACAUGACCCGGCGAAGACACAGGAAAAAGACUGCUUCGGGCACUAUGUCCCCCCCCGGCAUGUGUGUAGUCCAGACACCCGAUGGGAGACUGGUUUGUUGUUGUGUUACUGUGGCCUGAGUCGUGUUCGGAAGAAAACUGACAAACGGAACGACUACCUAAACUUGUCCAAUAAGAAACACUUGUUUUCCGUUGCAAAAUGUUUUGUUACAGUAAACACCAAUGAAUAUGACCCUGAAAAAGGAGGCCCUUCGAUUUAAAUGUCCCAUAUCCAGGUUUGAGUCUAUGCUGGGAUCUCUUUUCUUGUAUAUGUUUUUUUUGGGUGUAGUGAUAUUUGUUGUUCUGUUCAUGUUUCAUUACGGUUCUUUAACUUAUACGGUUUGUCUUCAUUCGCUUCUGAAGCCCAUUCAAUGAACAUCCUGUGUCUGAGAGAAAUCAAGUGUUUCAAAGCCAUGAAAGAUUUUUUUAAAGCAACUCGCAUUCUUAAUUUGCUUUUCUUAUAUUUUUCUGAACGGUUUGUUUCUCAUUUAUAUUGUUUUUUUCUCCUGGUUCUAUUCUAUUUUUCUAUUGGUUCUAUUCUAUGGAAGAGUAUGUGUUUAGUGAUUUGACUAGAUGAAGUCCUGUCACUCUUUUUUUUCUGUGUGUUAGUGAUGUAAUCUCCUUCUGGCUCUGUUCCUCUGUGGCUGGCUGAUGUGAUGUUCCUAGGUUGGCUCGUAGAACCUGUUUGUCAUAAAUAAUCAGUGUUGGGGAAAUUACUCUGAAAAUAUAGUUUACCAAGUUACCAAUUACUUCAUACUGGAAGAAGUUAGGAUACACUAAAGCUACCCUUCAGAAAACUAUUUCAGUUAGGUAGAAUAUAGUUAACUGCAUAUCUAAAUCUGAAAUGUCAGUGACUACAAAUGGCAAGACAGAUCACUCUGGAGUCAGAUGUUAACAGAAUGUGUAAAUUAGCCUAUUAAAAACAAAAACUGUUUCAAGGGAUAAUUAGGCAGAUCUGAAAAAGAAAAUAAUUUUCUACUUCCACCAUACUACAUUUUUUGUGAAAAUAAAUUAUGUAGCCUAGUUCCAGUAGUUAGCUACACCACUACAUGGCAAAAAAGUAAUGAACUACUGAAAACACUACCUACAUUUGAAUUUAGUUCACCACUAAGCUACUGCAAAAUGCUGUUAAAUUACUAGUUAAACUACAUGUAGUUCACUUCUCCCAAACUCUAUGAAUAAUGUAGUCUGAUCCUCUGACUAUUAUUGGGAUGCAUGAGUUAACCAGAGCAAGAAGAACUGAUCUGGGACCAGGUUAGUAAUGAUGGUGAAGUGUCCAAGGUGGCUUCAGGGAAGUAGAAUGAAGUUGCCCCAAAAGCUACGUUUUUCUUGUCUCCCCUGUGGUUGUGGAGAGGAUAAGCUGAUCCUUGAUCUGUGCCUAAGGGCAACUUGUCAUCAUGGGCUGUCAAUCCUACUGAGGCUCUUAUUUCUAUCACUUAACCAGCAGGGGCCUAUAUAUAUAUAUAUAUAUCACUUAACCCUGCUGGUUAAGUGAUAGAAAUAAGAGCCUCAGUAGGAUUGACAGCCCAUGAUGACAAGUUGCCCUUAGGCACAGAUCAAGGAUCAGCUUAUCUUAAAAUAAAUUGGUGAUCCUAACUGACCUAAGACAGGGAAUUUUUACUAGGGUUAGUAAAAACAGGCUCAAAAAUGGCCAGAGACAAAGAACUUUAUAUAUAUAUAUAUAUAUACAGUUGAAGUGGGAAGUUUACAUACACCUUAGCCAAAUACCUUUGAACUAAGUUUUUCACAAUACCUGACAUUUAAUCCUAGUAAAAAUUCCCUGUCUUAGGUCAGUUAGGAUCACCACUUUAUUUUAAGAAUGUGAAAUGUCAGAAUAAUAUUAGAGCGAAUUAUUGAUUGAUUUCAUCACAUUCCCAGUGGGUCAGAAGUUUACAUACACUCAAUUAGUAUUUGGUAACAUUGCCUUUUUAAAUUGCUUUAUUUUGGGUCAAAUGUCAAAUGUCCAAUGUGUUGGGUAGCUUUCCACAAGCUUCCCACAAUAAGUUGGGUGAAUUUUGGCCCUUCCUCCUGAUAGAGAUGGUGUAACUGAGUCAGGUUUGUAGGCCUCCUUGCUCAUACACGCUUUUCAGUUCUGCCCACAAACUUUCUAUAGGAUUGAGGUCAGGGCUUUGAUGGCCACUCCAAUACCUUGACUUUGUUGACCUUAAGCCAUUUUGCCACAACUUUGGAAGUAUGCUUGGGGUCAUUGUCCAUUUGGAAGUAUGCUUGGGGUCAUUGUCCAUUUGGAAGUAUGCUUGGGGUCAUUGUCCAUUUGGAAGUAUGCUUGGGGUCAUUGUCCAUUUGGAAGACCCAUUUGUGACCAAGCUUUAACUUUAACUUUAACUGAUGUCUUGAGAUGUUGCUUCAAUAUAUCCAAAUCAUUUUCCAGUGUAGUCAUUGUUAAUGUUGUAAAUGACUACAAACGACUAUGACUACAUAGGCGUACAGACUACAUAGGCGUACAGAGGCCCAUUAUCAGCAACCUUCACUCCUGUGUUCUAGCGGCACGUUGUUAGCUAAUCCAUGUUUAUCAUUUUAAAAGGCUAAUUGAUCAUUAGAAAACCCUUUUGCAAUUAUGUUAGCACAGCUGAAAUCUGUUGUUCUGUUUAAAGAAGCAAUAAAACUGGCCUUCUUUAGACUAGUUGAGUAUCUGGAGCAUCAGCAUUUGUGGGUUUGAUUACAGGCUCAAAAUGGCCAGAGACAAAGAACUUUCUUCUGAAACUCGUCAGUCUAUUCUUGUUCUGAGAAAUUGCCAAGAAACUGAAGAUCUCGUACAACGUGGUGUACUACUCCCUUCACAGAACAGUGCAAACUGGCCCUAACCAGAAUAGAAAGAGGAGUGGGAGGCCCCGGUGCACAACUGAGCAAGACGACAAGUACAUUAGAAAGUCUAGUUUGAGAAACAGACGCCUCACAAGUCCUCAACUGGCAGCUUCAUUAAAUAGUACCCGCAAAACACCAGUCUCAACGUCAACAGUGAAGAGGCGACUCCGGGAUGCUGGCCUUCUAAGUGACCCCAAACUUUUGAACAGUAGUGUAUAUAUAAUAAUGUCCAAACGUACAGCUAGGGGUGUGUGUGGUUUGUGCGUGUGCUGAUGUUUGGGUUGGUUUCUGUGUGUGUGUGUGUGUGUGUGUGUACUUACUGCCCUGAGCUUGUUCCAAGUUCCCCAUUUUUCUGAAGCCCACUGGAUGCCCACUCACAUGAUCUGUGUCAGUCUGUUACCUUUCAAUGUUUUCUCCAGUAAAACAAUGGUACCUACCUACACCGUAUGCUGCUCAACCAGGUCUGUAGCUCCAUAAACCAUAUCACAUGAACUAUCUGGCUCCGUAAACUACAAAACCCUGUAAAACUGGCUCAAACCUGCCAUGUUACUCCUGAAAAUGAUGUCCAAUGUAACUCAAGCAUGUCUCCAAGAGAACCAAUGAAUUGUAGUCCAGAUCUGUAGUUGUUUGGAAGACUGUGUGUCAUACACUGGCACUGUCUACUCCAUUGGACCCUUCUGAUAUUACAGUAAUACAUCCUCCUAUUUCUAUGUUACAGCUCUGUUACUAUGAUUGAUGAAAUACAGAUUAAAUGUGCAAUACUUAUACAAAACACAAAUUCUAAAACUAAAUGAUGUAAUGGAAAAAUGCAGAGAGAGAGAGCCCCUCCACAGUGUAUGAAUGUAUGGGUGCGGGCCUGUCUCUUUCCAGACAGACAGAAGGGCAGACAGUAAACAUUGUUAUACAAGUAGUAGCGUAGUCUCUAUGGAGUGAUAUUAGUGCCAACAGAAAUGUAAUCUGAAUUCAAUCAUUUUAAAUGUAAUCAAAUUUGUUGGCACUAUUAUGACAAAAUACCAAUUUUUCUGGAUUGUGAAAGUACUGUGCUGAUGACGAUACCCAAUUAUAUUGGGAACUCUGUAGUGAAGACUAAUAUUUUGGCCUUAACUGUUGUGAAUGUAAAAGAAAAGAGACACUAAUCAGGUUUCCAUCCGAGCUUCUUAUGCGAGUAAAGUAGGUCAGAUAAAAAAUGUCACGACAAGCCUGAUGGAAACAGGAAAUUUGCAAAUGUGGACACAACUAAAUACGCCUUGCGUGGGAACUUUUUGUGUCAAACUAAUUAUGGCGGUGGAAACGCCUUUAUGCGCAAAUAUUGAUAUAAUAACCAUGUCUAAGUAAACUUGGAGUCGUGCAAUGGAAUGUUGUGUGGUCCUCCCACUACGACUUGGAAAAGCAUGCAGUUUAUUAGGCUACAGAUGAAAUAAGUUAUGAUAAACUUCACAGGGUGGUGAAAGUGCACAGUGAUGAGCUUGAUGCUCUUUUCCAAUAAAUAUUGAGCAUCUUAUUCUUGUGACUUGAUUAUCGAUGACUGGCUGCCAUUCGACAAAUAAAAAUAACCUCACUCUUUUGUCCCUAAUAAUCUCAUGUGUAGGCUAUACCCGCACUUUAUCGGCAAGCUGUUGUUUAGAGCGCAAGUGCCAAGCCCAGUGUGCGCAUUCACCAUAUAAUGCAACAUUUAUUGUGACAAAACCAUCAGUACAGUUUAAAAUGCGAUGGAUUUUAAAAUAUUUUUUAUGUACACUAUGUCAUCACGCACAGCCUUUUGUCUACAACAAGUCAAUUUGAUGGAAACACUGGUGGGAAACUGUACAUCUUUUCAUGCAGAUUUUAGAAUAUUUGCAUGAUAAUCUGUCACUAAUUGGAUACAACUUUUAGCUAAUGAUGAAGAAAAAGGUACUGCAGGUGAACAGUGAUUUGGGUCACAUGAUUCCUUGUGAAUAUAUUUACAUUAGUUUUAUCGAUAAGGCCAACAUUUCCCAACUUUGAUUAGGUAUUAGUUAUUUUGGAUACGCACUUCAAAGGUAUGUCACAUCCUUCCCCAAAAGGACCUUUCUAUGGAUUUAAUUUCAGGAAGAUCAAAAACAUCAUAAAUAUCUUUGGGUCAUAUGUAUAGGCUGCCAUAUUGUAUCUGUUGUCUGCAAAUUAAUUACUGUGUUUGAUUUGUGCAAUGUACAGUCUAGGAGACGAUAUUCAAUAUUUUGUCAACGGCUGUACAUUUUGAAAUGUAUUGACUUACAUUUCUUGUAUUUGGGAUUGUAGGCGAUUUUAAAUAUAUAUAUUUUUAACAAGGGUCAAUAACACUAGUGGUUAUCCUUAGUCUCAACUGGAGUCUUCAGCUGUCCCAAUUAAACAUUUCAUCACUUGAUUUGUCAACAAUUCUGGGCAAAUAAUAUUGUGAAGUCCAAAGACAGUUUAGUCUGGUGAAUUUGAAUGAUUUAUACUCGUUAUCUGUGAACACAGCUCUGGUACACUCACAAAUCCACUGAUAGUAUGAACAAAGUCAAAGAAAGUCCCCUUCUCAGAGGUUUGAUAUCGAUUGGAAUAUCAGCAUUCAAACACUCCCCUGUUUUGAGUCUAAAAUACUGCUACUGUUUACGAAUGGGGAACCCAGAUGCAGGCUAAUUCCCUUCUUACAUUUCCUGACAUUUCCUUCUCGGGACAUUUCAUUGGUUCAUUGUAUUCAACUCCCAACCAGUCGAUCCAGUCCGCUGCUCUGCUAUCCCAUACCAGCCUACAAUUGGUGGGUUGUCUUGUUACACGGGUCAGAAGAUUUCUACAUGGUUCAUAGGAAUAUACAAAGUGCUUUGUCCGAGUGUUUGUCUCUGAGGAUACACGUGUAUAUACAUAAUGUGUCCUAGUAGUGACGUCAUCCACAAACUACUUUGGCAUCCUUCGGUACAUCAGUGUGGUGUACAGAUGAAUUUGACCACUCCUAUUGUUUCUCGUACUGUAAAUAUGUUGGGAGGGGAAGGGUUAAUAUGAUCAAAGCUUUUGAAAAUAUACCAGUUGUACAGGUGUAAUACCUCCUGUUGUUGACCAGUUUUUGGGGUCUUUAUCAUUCUCCUUUUGUGUGGGUUACUGGCCUUUUCACAAGUGUCUCGUUCCUUAUUUAUUUGUAAUUUGGCCUUGUCAAGAAAAUACAAGUUUGUGAUUGGUAUAAAAAUGCUCAUAUUUGUAUGUGUUCCGUUUCAUUCAUAGUUAUGGGGAUUAUAUAGAUUCUUGUGGGUGUCUUUUUGAAUGAUUCUGUACAUGUAUGUAUAACACCUGUACAUUCCAUCACAGACAGUGACCCUCACAACGGUCCUAAGGUUAGGAGAAUUAAUGUAGCUGGUUAGGAGAAUUAGGUUAAGGUUAAGAAAAGGGCUAGGGUUAGCUAAAAUGCAAAAAAAAUAUCAACUUUUGAUGUAAAUUUGACAAGCUGGAUCCCUAUUAGCUAUGACCAGCUUGAGUAGAAUUGUGUCUUGAAGCUAGCGUUUCUAUGGCAACGAAGCCCAGGAGGAAGUGUGUUUUAAAAAUAUAUAUAAACUAGGGUACCGGGGAGGAAUUCCUACACCGGAUAUCUUGUUACAGCUGUUAAGUCAUUGAUAAUCUGCCAUUUUGUUUGUCAUUUCAUUAAGUUAUAAGCAGGGUCAUAGCUAUAUUCAAUAAAAUUCACAAGUUGAUUUAACCCUUUA
Messenger RNA from Oncorhynchus kisutch (coho salmon), 9566 nucleotides. RefSeq names its product long-chain-fatty-acid--CoA ligase 3-like. The coding region runs from base 553 to 2700 and encodes 715 amino acids. The record is from RefSeq and is a predicted model, not a curated record. Gene Ontology annotation, biological process: long-chain fatty-acyl-CoA metabolic process; long-chain fatty acid metabolic process; neuron differentiation. The transcript is spliced from 15 exons. NCBI's taxonomy places the organism in Eukaryota, Metazoa, Chordata, Actinopteri, Salmoniformes, Salmonidae. Gene Ontology annotation, molecular function: long-chain fatty acid-CoA ligase activity. Gene Ontology annotation, cellular component: lipid droplet; endoplasmic reticulum; plasma membrane.